AUGAGUAAUGAUUAAUUGGAUUUUUUUUAAAUUUGUAUUGAUUCAAUAUUUUGUAAAAGUGAGAACUGUUAAUUAGAUCAUUCUAGAAAAUAUGUAGGAAUUUGCAUAAAAUUUUUGAGAAUGGAAUAAAAAUAUAAUGAAUAGGAAUAGGAAUUUAAUUUGGCUGAUUGUUAAAUUAUAGGGUGUAAAUUUUACCAUUUCAAAGAAGAUAAAUUAAAUGAUCAAUUAUAAAAAUCGACAAUAAAUGGUGUUUUUCCUCAUAAUUUAUGUAAGCAGAAUUGCAUGUCCAAAGAUUGCAGAUAUUUGCAUAGAGGAUGGAAUAACAUAUGCUUAGCUAAUUAUUUUACAGCUUGUAAAAAAUGUAACCGUACUCACAAAAAAUGGGUUGAUCUCAAAAAAGAAGUGAACAAUUAAUCAUAACUAAAGGAUUAUACACCAGAAGAAUUGGAUGACGAUAAAAAUAAUCCACUUUUUCUAGAUGGAUAUUGUAUACCUUUUUUUAAAGGAGAGUGCCCUAAGAUAAGAUGUAUUAAAAAUCAUAUUGAUUGGGAAGAUAUAAAUCUUAAAAUAAAAUAAGUUAAUGCAUUAUAACCUUGUACAGUGAAUUAAGAUAAAAUAAAUUAAAAUAAACAGUUGGCUCCAGUCUCUAAUAAUUUAGAAUUACUCUGUGAAGAGUCAGAAUUAAUACAUUAUAAGAAACAUUUCUUAGAAUAAAAUGUGAUUGAUAUUCUUUUCAUAAUGGAUUUAACAGGAUCUAUGUAAGUUUGGAAAAAUGAAGUUUAAUGUACUAUUACAUUAAUAAUUCAAUAAUUUAAAAAUUCAAUUAAUGGAUAUUAAAUAAGGGUGGCAUUUGUAGGUUACAGAGAUGUAUGUGAUGAAAAUGAUUAGAUUGUAUAUUAUGCUUUUACUCAAAAAGUUGAAGAUAUUGAAAACUUUAUAAGCAAAUUGGAAACGAAAGGGGGAGGUGAUGAAGCAGAAGAUAUUGCAGCUGGAUUUGAAUAAGCAUUAAAAUUGAACUUUUCACAUCAUAGUGACAGUUUAUUAUGUACAUUUUUAAUAGCUGAUGCACCUUGUCAUGGAUAAGACUAUCAUAAUAUUGAAUCAGAUAAUGAAGCUUAUACAAAAGAAAAAAAUUACUUUGAAAAAAUACUAUAAAAAUUUAGAUAAAUAAAGAAGAAUAACUUUUUAUGUUGUGUUAAAAUCACAGAUUAAACAGAUAUUAUGUUUUAAAAAAUGAAAUUAGUUUUUCCUUUUAUUACUAUUACGACUAAAAAGAAACCAGAAGAAUUAUCAGAAUUAGUAACAUUUAGUUUACGGUAAUCUGUUCAGGAAUCAAAAAUACUCAAACAGCAACUUAAAUUUGAUUAUUAUUAAGUUAAUUUUGAAAAAGCAAAAUUAGAUAAUUUUAAUGAUAAUUAUCAUAAUUAAGAGUAUUGGAAAAAUUACAAAAAUAUAAUUGAUUCAAUGAAAAGUAAAGGAAUUACAGGUUUAAAGAUUACAAAAGAUAUAAAUGAAUUAAAUAAUUAAGAACUUAAAUCAAAAACAAUUAUCUUUAAGGCUUUUGAUGCAAUAAAUAACAGAGAAGUAAUUCUUAAAAUUCCAAAAGAUGUUUAUAAUAAGGAAGGAGAAAUUAAUGAUUAAGAAGUGAAAUAAGCUGAAAAAUUAGCAGAAAUAAGAUUUUAUUCUUCCACAUAUGCUUGUUAAAUGGCAUAUUUCUUUAAUUAAGAAUUAUAAAAAGGGGAUCUAUUUAAUGAAAUGCAACCCAUUUUUUAUGCCCAUCCAAUUCUAUAUUAAUUUAAAAAACCUUUUUAUGGAUUAAAAAAAAUAUAUGGAGAAACAUUCAUAUAGAACUAAUUUUAAUUUGAAAAAUAUACAACAAACUUUAACUAUUGUGAUACUCAAAGAUAUUUUUAUUCCACAUUUAGCCAUUUCUCAUUUACAGUAAGUUAAGAAAUUCUAGUCAUUACAGAUCUACAAGGAUUUAAUAACAUUUUUACUGAUCCUUCAAUUUAAACAGACAAAAAAUGGAAUUCAAUCUUGAAUGAAGAUGAAACUAAUCUAAAAGAUAAAGGAAUUUUAAAUUUUAAAGAAAUUCAACACAAAGAUUGUUCUUAUCUUUGUCGUAAAUUAAAAUUAGUAGAGUUUUCUAAUCAUUCUAACAUUAACUAGAGUUAAUGUCCAAAAAUGUCACUUUACAAUCUUCAUGGUAUAUGCAAUAUUUGUGACGAAUUUUUUGAAUUAAAUUUGGAGAAGAUAAAAUUAGUAAAGGAGAAAAAGCUUUAGUUUUAAUGUGAUUUUUGUUUAAGUGAACAAGAGAACCAAGUUUGUUAAAAUUGUGAGUGCUGCUAUAAAAACUAUAAAAUAAUUAUUAAUUAGGAAAUUAAAAGGCAAACGAUAUUAGGAAUAUGUGAUGAAUGUUAAAAAAUUUGUGACACUGUAAAUGUAAAACCAAAUAUGUGUUGUUAUUAUUGUAAAAAAAAAUGUUAAAGGAUAUUGAAAAAGUAGAUAAUUAAUUUAUAAGUAAUUUAUCUUUGUUAAGAUGCUUUUGAGUAUAUUAAUUAGAUUUAAUGUAUAAAUUGUAAGUAAUUAUAUAACAAGUAAGAUAUCAUUUCAUAGGAUGCAUAUACUAAUUAAUCAUACAUUUGUUGUUAAAUAAUUACAAAAUGA
Molecule: messenger RNA, 2667 nt
Organism: Paramecium sonneborni
Lineage: Eukaryota; Ciliophora; Oligohymenophorea; Peniculida; Parameciidae
Source: the annotation of a GenBank genome assembly